CACAUAUAAUGUUGAAAUUCUUCUCCAAAAUUAAUUAAAUGUCAGCAACAUGGCAAUGUAUAUUUUUUUGAUCUGUUUUCUUGUCGGGCUAGGCUUGAAUACUGCAGAUGCAGCAUGCGAUUUUAAAUGUCUCGAUGAAAAAGAGGUUCAGUACAAUGGGCUUAGCUUAACUUGUGGUAAAAUUAAUGGAGACCCUACAGUGUGUAAUGAAAAAUUUUGCGAUGAUGACUCCAAUGGCCGUUUGUGUGAUACCAUCAAAAAUAUGUGUGAUUACAAAUGUGUAAGUGGUAAUGGAAAUGAGAAUAAAAUAAUCUUGGGUGGCGAAUAUAGUGAGUGUCCUGCCAACACCAUAUGUAAUACUAAAGAGGAUUCUUGCAAAAACAUGUGUUUGGAAAAAUGUACUAAUACAGACAAGUAUAAAUGUUUAGAUGAUAAAUCUUUUGUUAUCAUGGGAGUUACUAAAACAUGUGGUGAUGAUCAGGUUUGCAAUAAAAAUUAUGAGUUUCCUUGUAAAAUCUGCAUUCCAUCUACAGGUAAUACCAAUAAGCCAACUGAACCUUCUAAGCCCACUACCAAGGAAGUGACCACCCCGACUACUACCGGAACGACACCUUUCCCCAUACCUGAUUGUAAUAAUCCAUCCGGCAGUGUCAGUCCAUGCAGAUAUGGUCCAAAGGGAUAUUAUUACAAAUGUGUCAAAGUAAAUACUAGCAGUUAUGCAGCAAGGCGGAUUUCUUGUAGUGCAUGGCCAGAUGAUAAUAUUUGCAAUAGAUACAGACUUUGUUAAAAAAAAACUGUAGUACCUAAACUGAUGAAUUGAUUAAUGGCUUCUGCAUUAGGAUUUGAAUAAUUAAAUAAAUAAGAUUGCAAUAUA
Messenger RNA from Dalotia coriaria, 874 nucleotides. RefSeq lists its product as uncharacterized. Lineage: Eukaryota; Metazoa; Arthropoda; Insecta; Coleoptera; Staphylinidae. The record is from RefSeq and is a predicted model, not a curated record. The transcript has 5 exons. The coding region runs from base 50 to 787 and encodes 245 amino acids.